Molecule: messenger RNA, 4022 nt
Organism: Salvia miltiorrhiza (redroot sage)
Lineage: Eukaryota; Viridiplantae; Streptophyta; Magnoliopsida; Lamiales; Lamiaceae
Product: putative disease resistance protein RGA1
Exons: 2
Coding region: 205-3729 (1174 amino acids)
Biological process (GO): defense response to other organism
Molecular function (GO): ADP binding
Source: RefSeq, a predicted model, not a curated record
GGCUCUACCCAUCACACCCUAUCUCGAGCCCCCCAGGUGCGGCAAUAGGGUAGGGCUCUUCGAGGGCCGGCUCGAGCCGUUCGAUCGAGCCACACUGCACAUGCUCUUUAAGGAAUGAAUAACAAAACAUCAUUUUCAAGGUGAAGCUGGAUCAUUAAUGACUUUUCCUUUUUCCACAUAUAAUUGAAGAGAGAUAAUGUUUGAAUGGUCAUCCACAACUUUACAAUCAUCAUCUUCACACGCAAAAAAAAAAAGUUCACAAGCAUUCUCUCUCUGCAAAACAUGGAUGGAGGAGGUGUGUCUGCUGCAGCCAUUGAAAUUCUGCUUCAAAGCCUUAUCAAUGUUUUCAAAGAAGAACACUCUCUACUUCGAGGUCUCGACGAAGAUGCCCAACAGCUGCAAACGACUUUGGGAAUCAUUCAGGGUUACUUGAAUGAUGCGGAGAAGAAAUCCAUCACCCAAGAUGCUGUCAAGAUCUGGUUGAGGAAGCUUGAAGCGCUGGCCUUCGAUGCUGAUAAUGUUGUGGAUGAACUCAGCUAUCAUCUUCUCCACAAAGAAGUCAACAAAAUGAAGACACGCAAGGAUAAGGUACUAUCAUGCUUCUCAUCCUUUAAUCACAUCUCACGCCCACGAAAUAUGGCUCUUAGAAUCAAACAAAUCAAUACGAGUUUUGAGAAUAUGAACAAAAGGGCAACCGAGCUCGGCCUUCAGAGCAUAGUGGUGAAUGCACCUGCUGCUGCUGCUCUGAAUGCUUCCUUUGAGACUGAUUCAUUCUCUCUUGAUCCAAUCUUUAUCGGAAGAGAUGAUGAUGUGCCUAAACUAGUUGAGAUGCUCACCCACACCCGCUCAGAGGAACGGAUCUUCUCCAUCAUUGCUCUUGUCGGAAUGGGAGGUAUGGGGAAAACUACGUUGACUAGGAAAGUCUUCAAUCAUGAGAAGAUGAAGACUCGAUUCGGAUCACGGCUUUGGGUUCAUGUUUCUCAGACUUUUGAUCCAAUUCUUCUUUUCAAGAAAAUACUUUUCAAGAUGGCUAAAAACACUGCAGAUGGAGAUGGAGUUGAGAGCAGAGAUGAUGAUAUCCUGGAAACUAGAAAGACUAUUGAUGGAGUUGAGAGCAGAGAAGAUAUUCUUGAAAAGCUACAAGUAACUCUCAAGACUAAAACUUAUCUUCUUGUUCUUGAUGAUAUAUGGAAUGAAGAUGUUCCGACAUGGGAAGGCUUUAUAAAUUCCAUAUCGGGAGUAACUUCUACUAAAGGAAAUGGCAUCAUCAUCACUACCAGGAAUGAGAAGGUUGCUUCAAUUGUGAACCCACUUGACAUUCAUAUGUUAAAAGGCUUAUCAGAUGAAGAUUGCUGGUCCAUAAUCAAAGCUAAAACUUUUGUUGAAAAUGGAGAUCAAGUACCAUCAGGAUUGGAGAUGAUUGGAAAAAAGAUUGCUGAAAGAUGUAAAGGUCUGCCCUUAGCUGCCAAUGUUGUCGGGGGAGUGCUUCGCCGUAAAUCUCAAAAAGAGUGGCUCGAUGUCGAACAGAGAUGGCUUACGGAUGUUGAUGGAGAUAACAUCUCGAAAAUUUUGAGAUUGAGCUUUGAUAAUUUGUCUUCACCGUCACUCAAGAAGUGCUUCACAUACUGUUCAAUUUUCCCAAAAGGUGACAGAAUUGUGAAGCAGAAGCUGAUCGAACAAUGGAUGGCAGAAGGUUUUCUUCAGCCUAAUCGAAGAGAUGAUAUGGAGUCUGUGGGCGAGAUGUUCUUUAAUAUGCUUCUACAAAACUCUUUGUUGCAAGUUGCAGGGAGAGAUGAUAUUGGAAAUGUGGAGAGUUGUGUGAUGCACGAUCUUGUGCAUGAUCUCGCAUCUUCUGUUUUGGGUUCUUCUAGUAAUGCAGAUGGCUGCAACCAAAUCAGAUACAUCACUCUUCAAGGGUCAAAGCCUGUGCCAAAACAAGUGGCAAAACAUUUGCGUACAUUGUUCUUGGAAGGUGAUGAAAUUCCGGGUAACUUGGAAAGUCUGCAUGUUCUUACUCUUAAGCGUUAUGGAGUUCAAGAGUUGCCCAAUUCAGUUAGGAAGAUGAUACAUUUGAGAAAUCUUGAUAUUUCAAAUACGGGAAUUAAGAAUUUGCCAGACUGGAUUAGUGAAUUCCAUCACUUGCAAACAUUAAGAGCCGAGAGGUGGGAUUGGGAAGUAUCCAAAUUGGUUCUGCCAAGUACGUUAAAGUACUUGAUUAACUUAAGGCAUCUCUAUAUCGAUGAUGAUGUGAAGUUGCCUGCGGAGAUUGGGAGAUUAAGUUGUCUCCAAACACUAAGGCACUUUAAAGUGGGUGACAACAAGGGCUAUCAAAUUGAAGAGCUCGGAAGUUUGAAGAAUCUCAAAGGACAACUAGUGAUUAGUAGUUUGGAAAAGGUGCAGGGCAAAGAAGAGGCAGAGAAAGCAAAGAUAUUUGAGAAGCUAAACUUAUUUGAUUUGGGGUUUGAAUGGGAUGAGGAUAGAGAAGGUGAAAGAAAUGUUGAUGAGAGUGUGUUGGAAGGCCUGCAACCUCAUGCAAAUGCCAAUCUGAAGAAGUUAGGGAUUUAUGGAUUCAAAGGCAAAAGAUUUCCAGAAUGGAUUGAGAAGAUGGCAGUACGGGAUGGGCCUCAAGCCUCUUGGGUACCACUUGAAAACUUGAUUCAGAUAACACUCGAGAGGUGCUCAGAAUGUGAGGAAAUCCCACAGCUGGAGCACUUGCCAAAUCUCAAAUCUCUUUCUUUGAUAGGAUUGGAGAAGGUGAGGUUCAUAAAUUCUUCAUUCAAUAAUUUAUCAUCCCUCAAAAUAGGAGACUUGGAGGGAUUGGAAUGUCUGCCAGAUUGGUUAUUCUAUAAGAAUCAGAAUCUAUCAGAGUUGGAGAUAUGGAAAUGCCCCAGGUUGAGAGAAUUACCAGAUGGACUGGACACCCUCAAUUCUCUGGAGAAGUUGACUAUUUAUGAAUGUCGAAAUGUGAAGUCAAUAGGGAAUCCAAGUGGCAGAGAAGGACAAUCACAAGGAAUCCUUCGUCAGCUCACGAUCGAAGGGUGCGAAGGGUUGAUGGUUUUGCCACGUCAAAUGCUAGAGUCAUGGGCGCCAACAAUCGAGCGUCUCCGCUUGAGGGGAUUAAGCAGCCUAAAGAAUCUGCCGAUGGUAAUUGACUGCCUCGCUAAAGCGGUGAGUCUCGGAGAUUUGACAAUUGUUGAUGUUCCUAAAUUGUUCAUGUCUACUGAUAGUGUCAAGAGUUUGGGUUUAGGGUGCUUACAGUCGUUAGUGAUAGAUGUGAGUUGGGAGUGGUCAAUGGAGAGUAGUGUUGGCAUUAAACAGACUGUGGAUGCCUUAUUGCAAGGAUGCUGCAACUCACUUACUUCCUUGGUCUUAAGAGGGGUGGAAAAUUGGGAGUGGUUACCAGAAUCAAUUCAACAUCUCACAGCUCUUGAUUGUUUAGUGUUAGAUAAUUUAGGGGUAGAAGAAUUGCCUGAAUGGUUGGGGAACCUUCCAUCUCUACGGUGGUUAUAUCUAAAUAGUUGCAACAAGUUGAGGCGUCUGCCCUCUUGCUGGGGGGAUGCAUUGAAGUUCUUAAUUAUCAAAGAUUGUGGGGAAUUAGGCAUUGAUCCUAUUCCUGCAGAGUGGCACAACAACUUUCCCAAUCUCACCGUCUGGGUUGACGGCCGCGAAAUUAAACCUUGCAGCAAAACUUCAACAAUAUUGAGUCGAUGCUUCCGCAAGAGAAAUUGAAGCUAAUGAUUGUCCAUUUGCAGACUUGCUUUCUUCAUCUACACAUCUUUGUUUUACUAUUUGUCAAUUUUUAUUUAUGCUUUGGUGUUUUCUUCCCAUAGCUUUUGAGAAUGCAAACUACAAAGAUCAUGUCUUAAUUUUUAGCAUUGUUUCUGUUUUCUAUCUUUUGAGGAAACAGAAGCCGUUGAAAUAGCUUUCAUUUUAAUAGACACUAGUGUGUAAUUCGUCGAAUUUCGACGGAAAACUUUGUACAUUCUUUUUCAUUAUAGUAUAUAAAAUGAUUUUUAUAUAAA